Molecule: messenger RNA, 7778 nt
Organism: Doryrhamphus excisus (bluestripe pipefish)
Lineage: Eukaryota; Metazoa; Chordata; Actinopteri; Syngnathiformes; Syngnathidae
Source: RefSeq, a predicted model, not a curated record
CAAGUUCACUCUGAUUGCUCAAUAGAAAAAAAGGUGUCCUCAAGGGUUUGGAAGAUCUGGAAAAAUCCUACAAUUGGUACUGAAGUGGAACCUGGUCCAAAAGGGGCCUGUUUCAGGCAAACUUAGGAAACUUACUAACCAAAGUUUUCCUCCAAAGUCCUGACUACUUCCUGUGGGGCCAUCAUGGCAGGUUUUCAGCCAGCAGGCACGUUUCCGGGUUCCUCGCCCUCUUCCCUCUUGAGUCGUCUUCUGAUUCCGGGGGGUCCACCACGCCGUACUCUGGACUCAAUUUGGCGUUUAGUGCCAUCAUCUGAUUCAUCUUCUCUCUGGUAACUGCUGACACAUUAAUAGCGUUGGAGGCCAUGCAGAAGCCGUCGUAUUUUAGCGCGCGUUCAAAGUCGUCCUUUUGGUUAAAAAUGAGAAACGCCGUGUCCGUCCUGCUGAGGUUCUUGUCCAGCAAGUGUUGGAUUUUGGAGUUUGCCAUGUGAGGAUAUCCGAGCAGAUCUCUUAAUUCUGUCUUUGUUGUCCUAACAGAUAUAUUGCACACCAUGACGAUGUACUCUUUAAUUGCCGGGGGAGUCUUAAUUCGGGGCUUUUUGGGGGCGUUGCAUUUCAACGACGCCGGCAGCUUGUUCUCUGAUUCAAAAUGGCGCUUCCGUUUGUGGUUGGCUGCAUCCGCGAGAGAGCCGUGUUUGAGUUUGGCUCGUCUCACUGCUGCAUUUUCACAUUCUUGUAACGCUUCGCUCCACAUUAGCGCCGUGGCGGUGCGCACCUCCACGCAAACGGCCCCCAUGGAGCGAUGGUUGAACCCUAAAGCAGCCAAAGCAUCGUCGACAUCCCUAAACUUGACCAAGCACACGCGUCUGUUUUGCAACUUGACAUUAGCCACCACUUCCUGCACCUUCAGCCCUUCAAAGAAAGUACAAAUGUCCUUCUUCGUGGUGGAGGGUGGCGGUCCCGACAGCCUCACGUAACCUGGCGGUGGCGGCGCUGUCUGGUGCCUACGCUCUGGUGGUUUACCCAUGUUAGGAUCCUGCCAAUCAAGUCCUGGCAAAAUGUCCUGGUGCUCAUUUCCAUAGCGAUGCUGCAGCUGUUCCAAAGCGGUGAAAACGCCGAGAAAAAACGCAUCGUGUAAAGACUCUGAAGAUGGAUGCUGACUGCAAACGACAGGUGGAUUGGUUCUGGGAUGGUCUGGCUCGUCAGGAGACUUUGGACACCUGGGAUCGUGGAGCUUGUUGCACACCUGCGGAGGAGACCCACCGGUGCGUGGAUCUUCAGGAGCCUUUGGAAACCUGGGAUCGUGGAACUUGUUGCACACCUGCGGAGGAGAUCCACCGGCAACACAAUGUGGAAUGGUUCUACCAGUGCGUGGAUCUUCAGGAGCCUUUGGAAACCUGGGAUUGUGGAGCUUGUUGCACACCUGCGGAGGAGAUCCACCAGCAACACAAUGUGGAAUGGUUCUACCAGUGCGUGGAUCUUCAGGAGCCUUUGGACACCUGGGAUUGUGGAGCUUGUUGCACACCUGCGGAGGAGAUCCACCAGCAACACAAUGUGGAAUGGUUCUACCAGUGCGUGGAUCUUCAGGAGCCUUUGGACACCGGGGAUCAUGUAGCUUGUUGCACACCUGUGGAGGAGAUCCACCGGCAAUGGUCCCACAAGUGUAUGGAUCGUUAAGACUCUUUGGACACCCACUCGGGACAAAACAUGGAACAGAUUUUGGACUUCCUGGUUUGGGAAAUAAAGGUGGAGAUAUUCCGGGACUCUGUGGCUGUGGACAAUCACCAGUAACAAAAGGUGGUGAGCUUAAGGAAUCUUGAGACUUGUCCGAAGUCUGAAAUCCACUAACAGAAUAUGAAUUCGCGAGGGAAAGGGUUAAAACAGUCCUUGGAUCAGAGAGUCCAUCACACAAGUGCUGUGGAUGAACGCUAGAGGGCGCCAGAGUCCCUUCAGGUGUCUUUGUAGGCUUUGAACUUGACUUACUGGCUGAAUGAUUCCUCCUCUUCAAAACGUACUUUAGCUUGUGUUCCAGUUCUGAAAUAUCACUCCGUCGUAUUUCCACCUUGGAGCCUUUAAGAGGACGCCCAGUGUAGCGGGUGGCUCGUCCAGCCUCCUUCUCGGAGGCGAAGGCAAUAAACGCCUCACGCUGGGUUCCUCCCAGGAUGUAGACGCCACCGCUCGGGAUGUGGAAGCGUUGAAAAAAGUGUCGGAUGUCCUCCGCGCCCGCUUUUUUAUCCAGUCCCUUUAAUCUGACGACGCUGCUUCUCAUUUUUGACACAGGCGGGUACUUUCUGAAAGACAGGCUGAUAAUGCCGCUCCUAACUACGAGCCGUUACCCGACGAGGUAGCCGAGCGCCGAGGCGACGCGCUCGCCUUCUGUCUGGUCCGGAAAGUACCCACAACAAGUACGUAUCAAGCUAUUUAUACCCUCAGUUGCACUCGCUUUCCCUCGGGCGAUGCAAGUGUUCCACACAACACAAUAACGCCACUCAGUGGACGGGAGGACCAAUUAUAACAGUUUGCUUUUCCAUCUUUAAAGAUUUUUUUUAAAGAAGUCUUUAUUUCUUUGACUCACUCUCCAGCCCGUACAUAAGUUAUUUUAAAAAUACCGAUAUCCUGUGUACUUUAAUUCUUCUACAUGUUCGGUAGGUGGAUUACUUCAUCUUCAAUUUAGUAUCGGAUUUAUUUUGAGUGUUGGACCACAUUAAGCUAAAUUACUGCUUGGAAAAUUAACUUUACAAGUCUUUCAAAUUCAUAGACCGGAUCUAUAGGACAAGAUAAAAUGUAUAUGUGGUAUUAAUUUACUUUAACUAUCAGCAGACGACAUUUCAUUCAAAUUUAAUUGUUUAUUUUUGUUUUGGGCCCGCAAAUACGAGGACCGUAUCAGAACGAUUCUAAAUGGGCGGACAUUUCCGGAGGAACCAGGAAGAGAGGAGACAAUAAAAGUUUCCCGCCUUAAGCGUGAGCUAGCAAGUUGAGACAUGUAGAUGUGUUAGCAGAUAACAGUUAGCCCAACACAAACUGUUGUUUCCAGUUUCCAGCAAGAAAAGAGGAAGCCACAUCAGGGGAUGCUUCUGAAACAGUAUUUUAAUACACCUCAUGGUAAUUAUCUUUGACUUUGUAUCAACAAGGAACUUUUUAUCAUAUAAAAAAUAUUGAAUGGAUAAAUUUAGUUAUAUAUUAGCAUGCUAACGAUACACUCCUUUGAUAAAAAUCAAUAUGGAGAUUUUUUUAACCACUCAUAUUUCUGCUACAUCCAUAAAUGAUACAUUUUCACAUCUUCCCUAACCAGAAGCUGAUACCAUUGUUUGUUGAGAAUUCUGUAGCAAUGAAAAUUUGGGGCAAAAUUGUCCAGUGAUCUACUGCUUCCAUCAACGGCGACCAGUCCAGGGUGUACGCCGCCUCUCGCCCAAAGUCAGCCGGGAUAGGCUCCAGCAUACCCCUGCGACCCUGAUGAGGAUAAGCGGCAUGGAAAACAGAUGGAUGAACAGAAUUCACUGACGCAAGUAAACACACAAUCUAUGGUGAUGAGAUGCUUGCUGAGUUUUGUUCCACGCUAACUAUAUUAUGAUAUAUAUUAGGGAUGUCCGAUAUUGGCCUUUCUGACAAAAAACGAUAUGACAUAUACCAUUUUCAAUAUCGGUUUUCAUGAUUGAUAUCACGCUGAUAUCAAUACUGAUAUUUAUCCGACAUCCCUAGUACACACACUCUUGGCAGGAACUCCUAUACUCCAUAGCAUGCAAAUGAAUGUCAUUACAACAGAAAGGAGAAAUUCUUGUCACUCCCUUGAUGGCUCCCUCAUAUAUGGGGGUUAGCCUACACACCCAUUGUUUUGUCAUGGUUUGUCGCACCCAUGCUAGACAUGCUAGACCUCUUUGAGAGGUCAAUCAUUUGGUGAUUGAUGUCCCCCUGUCCCGUGAAGGGAGUGCUUUGAUCAUAUGAUCAAAUAAUCACCUCCUCAGGUACCGUCCCCAACUGUCCCAGUUUACAGCCAGCCUCCUGCUGUGCCCGCUAUCCUUGAAGGGACAGCAGGAUGUGAUCGGAUACAAACGUUGAAGCUCUACAAAAGGCUUUAAAGUAACCCAACCCAUAUAAAACCUGUGAAAUAUACAUUUGCUAGACAGUUGCUGGAGCCUGAAUGAAUAAGCAGACACACAAAGGGGGGGGCGCACUGACAUGGAUGUGUGUGUCCCGGUGUUUGUCAACAACACACCACCUCAUCGUCGGCGAGUUCAACAACAGGAAAAGCAAGUUAGCAUAGCUGAAGUGUCUACAUCAGCGAGCAACGCAACACUGGCCUCUACUCAAGGGAGCAGAGGAAAAUCAGCCUGCAAAGUCUUACUAUUACUACUAUGUAUUAUUACUUUUCAAUCAUACUGUUGUCGAGUGACCUGGAAAACACCUCCUUCCAUGGGCCGGUGAGGAAGAUGCUUACAUUAACAGCAUAACAAUAGGCAUAACAUAGUCCAAACAACAUAAAGAAGUUGUAAUGAUCAGGCAACAGAAAACAGUCUAACAUGCUCAACAUAUCUAUCGCUUUUAGACUAAGUAACCACAUAACACACAAGUUAGUUGAUACCUCAUAUUAAGAUAUGUGCAUUAAUAGGGAACAGCACGCACACACAUACUUGCUCUACACCACAACAGGGACUCUUGCAUUACUAUCGCCACGCUGUGCACUUUCAAUAAUGUGUCAAUCAGUAUUGUGCUUGUGUUUAUUAAUGUGUCAAUCAGUAUUAUGCAGUAACAUGAUUUUUGGAACAAUAUGUCCUAUGGUCAAAGUUGAUGUCUAAAUAUACCAGCAGGAUGUCUCAUGGCUGUAUGAAAGAAUAAGUAUAAACAUGUUAUGAAACAAUGUCAUUAAAACUGCCGUUAUGAGCUCCAAUAUCACACGGGGCCGCCUCUGCAACGCCUCGGCUGUUAAUACCUGGGUGAGUCUCUCUCGCCCCUGACUAAGAGGCCUCUCCUCUACGCGAGUGGCCGUAACCCUUUGAACGGAGUAGUCAGGCAGGGAGGUGCGCCUGCUCCCUUAACACGAGGGGAGUUAGGGUCUUGCAUCCCCUGGGUAACUAGGGAUUAAACACUGUACACAAGUGACAAACUCAUGUGCAAGGGUAAAAUCCAGGGGGGGAAAAAGCGGAAACAGUAUUGCUACAAUAUAAUGCAACAAUACAGCGGGGACUACAUUGCAGAAGAAAGCGUUGUUCAUUCACAAAUCAUGGUGAUGACGUACAAAAAUUCUCCCCUGGGGAGGAACCAGAUCUGAUGCGCCAAAGAUGCAUGUACUUAUCUUGUCAUGCUCGGCAUUUCAACUUCAACAACCUCAUGCUAGCUAUGCUUGUUAUGCUAAUUGGGUGGCUGGGUGUCAAUACGCUUAAUACACUUAAGACUUCAAUAUGAACAAUGCCUUGAAAAUGCACUGUUUUGGUAGACAGCAGAAUUCAUGCUUCCCGGUACUGAAGCAGCAAAACAGACCCAGACCAUCAUACGACCUCCACCAUAUUUUACUGUUGCUAUGAUGUUCUUUUUUCUCAAAUGCGGCCUUACUUUUACACCCGAUGUAAUGGGACACAUACCUUCCAAAAAGUUAUUUUGUCUCGUGAGUAUUUUCCCAAAGGUCUUGGGGAUCAUCAUUUUUCUUUCUUUGUGGGGUCUUUUAUGACCUCUUGGAUGAGUAGUCGUAAUUUGGCUUGACCGGCCUCUCCUGGGAAUGUUCACCAUUGUUCCAUGCUUUCAGUAUUUGCAAAUAAUGGCUCUCAUUUUGGUUUGCUAGGGUCCUAAAGUUUUACACAUGGCUUUAUAACAUUUUCUAAUCUAAUUUCAGCUGAGAUGAGGUUUAAAAGGGGUGAGAGUCACUUUUUCUACACAGGGCCGUGUAGGAAAACUCACCAUAGUUUUGGUUGUGUACACUGCGAUUAAAAGCUGCUUUUUGCUGAGAUAGGUGAUGUUACACUGGUUACUAAUAAGGACCAAGCGCUAGGGCCUCCACAAUAACACUAGCUGUUGACAGUCAUUGUGUUUAUGUAUGUAAAGCAUCACCUAUAUGAUGUAUUGUGACUUUAUUACGCGUGCCUUUUGAAUCCCAUGAUCCUUUUGCCUUUUGUGGGGGCGUUGGCAUCUGUUGUUUACUAUUGCAGACCUUGAUUCAUGAUGGUUGACCCGGCCGCAGUGACGUACAAGGUCCACGUCGUGAACACUGCUCAGUGUGUGCUGGCUAGUUUGGCGGUGGUCUUAUCGGUGCUCAAGACGGUCAGCUGGAGGAGGAGGAUCGCCUCAUCUGUUAUUGACUUGAGGGUCGUGUUGAUGUUUUUUUUGUUUUACGCUGGAGAUCUGGCCAACGUGUUCCUCAUGGUCUCUGUGGGGACGGCGUUCUACUGGCUCAUGCUGUGCAAGGCUCAAACGCGGGUGACGUUGAGCUUUCCACAGCCUCAUGAAGAGGAGCACUUGGUGACAUACAUCAUUUGUGCCUUUGCUCUCAAGGCGGUCCAGUUCCUCCACAAGCUGGCCUUGCAGUUGUCUGUUGACGUCUUCUUUGUUGACUGGGAGAGACCACGCACCACAGCCAGCAAGGCCGUGCCAGCCAAGGGUCAGCAAAAACGUGAUCCCUGCCCCGUCAGCAUCUGGAGGACGUACUUUGUGGCCAACGAGUGGAACGAGAUCCAGACCAUGCGCAAAAUAUGGCCGACCUUUCAAAUCAUAUCUGUGCUCUUCUUCCUUGAAGUGUUGGGGUUCUCAAAGUUCACAAUCAAGGACCCCCUGCCUCUGACCCAGCAGCCCCCCCAGGUUUCCACACUUUCACACAGCCGCAUCCUGCGUUACGGCCUUGCGGCACCACUUUGGCUCGGCAUCGGGUUUCUCCAGGUCAUUGUGUCGGUCUUCUAUGAGAUUUGCGUGGACGACAAAAUCCGCCAGUUUGUGGAUCUCUGCUCCAUCAGUAAUAUUUCAGUGCUGCUCUUACCUCACCGCUGUUUUGGCUACUACAUCCACGGACGCUCAGUGCACGGCCACGCUGACAUCAACAUGGAGGAGAUGAAUAACAACCUGAGGAGAGAAGCGGAGUCAAGGUGUGGCCGACGAGGUCUUCUUCCCAACACGGACAUCCAGACCUUCCAGGUGGCCCUUUCCACCCAGCUGCGUUCCCAUUAUGACAGGAUCCAGGAGUCCUUCACUACGAGAUACAGACCAUCACGACUGAUGGACCCGGUCUUAGCCAACCAGCCCGAGCAAAACAUCCGGGCGUACCACACCAUGAACCACUUCCUGGCGUCCGUCAUCGAUCAUGCUCACCCUGACAUGGACUACUACGUGAGGGACAAGCUAACAUUGGAGAGGAUCAUGGGCAUGGAGUUCCUGGAACCGAAUGACAAGAGCAUCUUUUACAACGACGAGGCCUACACGUUCAGCAACGUGCUCUUCUACGGACAUGAGGGCACCCUGCUGAUUUUCGACACCUUAUUCUUCUGCAUCAUCGAUCUGGCUUGUCAGGAUUUCGUACUAGCGGCCGUGCUGACGUACCUGGAGCAAGUGAUUUUUAAAAGGAUCCGCCUUUGGCUCGGGAAGAAGAACCUGGCCUUCAAAAGUCAGGUGGAUGAGAGAUUUCUUUUGUAAUGACCAAGGUAAAUCAUUUGGAAUAAUAAUGAAAAGGUUCAUUUUUGAUUGCCGUGUCCCCUUUUAGACAGUACUUUUUUCAUUUCAGCUUCUUUAUUGUAAGGUUCAGUGUCAAAUAUGUCAAACACAUUAUUGAUUAAACUUUUUCAACUUUCACUGUAUUACAUUGUCUA